GUUUUGAACUCCGCUCUGUCAUUGGCAUCUGAUCUCGGCGUCCUUCGUGGCAACUGAUUUGCAGAUUAUUGAUAUUAUUGAUUGUUGGAUACAUCGAUUGAUCGUCUGCUUCUCCCAUCAUUCAGGUUUGACCCUUGUUAUCACACUCUGGUUUGUGUUCAGUAUGUCUUGUGUUCAUUACAGGUUUCAGAGUCGACUCACCUACGACUCGCUCCAGUUUGAGGGCCUCAACAUCACUGUGGGAGAGCUGAAGCGGCAGAUCAUGAGGCGCGAGAGGCUGAAGUUCUGCCAGCUGAAGAUCAGCAAAGCCCAAACUGAUGAAGAAUACACAGAUGAUGAUGCUCUCAUCCCUAAAAACACAUCGGUCAUCAUCAGACGGGUCCCUGCGGCUGGACUGAAGUCCUCCAACAGAAGAUUUGUUGGACAUCAAGCUGGACCAUCAGCUAAAUCUUCUCAAACAGGUGAUUCUUCACUCCUCUCACUGGAGCAGCUGUUGAAGACUGAGAAUCUGGCUGAGGCAAAGGCAUCAGAGGAGGACAAGCUAAAAGCGGUGAUGUACCAGUCCAGUCUGUGCUACUACUCCAGCAGGGCAGCAGCUCUGCUCCGCACAAGCGCAUCCGGAGGAGCACAGGGAUUCCCCGCAGCUUCCUGUUGGAGGUGGACGACCCAAACCGAAAGGGAGUCAUGAUGGACGGCAGCGGCAAAUACGUCAUUCCCAUCAUAGACGCUGAGGCCUAUGCUGCUGAGAAGAAAAAGAGGCCGUCCUUCUCCUGCCAGACCAAGCCACUGCCCUCCUCUUCCUCAGCUGGUGCAGCAUCUUCAGUCCAGGACGCCAGAGGGAAACGUUCCCGCUCCCCAUCUCCACCAGAGACGCACGGAGACCAGAAGAGACCACGUCACUGAGAGACCUUUACUCAAGAGACCUGGAGCCGACGUGAGCACAGUGUAUAUAUUGUACAUAGUUUAUGAAUAAAACUGAAUAAAGAUUAUAGCAGCAUAAA
This is a messenger RNA of Danio rerio (zebrafish), 1001 nucleotides long. Its product is annotated as zgc:91850. NCBI's taxonomy places the organism in Eukaryota, Metazoa, Chordata, Actinopteri, Cypriniformes, Danionidae. The record is from RefSeq and is marked validated.